AUGUCUCCAAUAUCAAUUCGUCAACCUGGUGAUGUUGUCAAUGAAAUUUAUUCACAAAAUAUUAAAUCUAUUAUUCAAAUGUGUCUUGAUGCUGGUGAUGAUCCAAGCUUACUUAUUGACGAAGUGAAAUAUGAACUUCAAAAAAUGGUUGCUGAAAUGAUGGCUGAAGAUGAUGCAUUACUUGAACGUAAACGUGCUGAACUUGCACCAAUUCGUACUCGUUAUGAAUCACUUUAUCAUGAAUUAUAUCCAGAUAAAACUUGUCCACAAUAUGGUAAUACUUUACCUGUUCUUCUAGCAUUACGUACUUAUGUUGAUGAACAUAACAAAUUAAAACAUGAACAUGAAAAAUUACUUGAACGUGAAAUAGAUAUUCGACGUGAAGAAAAACAAUUAUGUAAUGAAUUAAAUGAACAUUCAUUACAAAUAGAUAAUCAAAAUUUUAUGUCAAAACAAUUAAUUACACAAAUGAGUCUCUUAUCAGAACAUAUUACUGAAUUACGUGAAGAAAAAACAAAACGUAUUGCUCAUUUAACAGAAAUAAUUCGAACAUUACAUGAAUUUGAAGAAGUUUAUGGAUGGAAACGACCAACAAUUGAAACAAUGAUUAGUCGAUUAUUAACACUUGGACUAACUAAAAUUGAUCAAUUUACUUUAACAAAAGAAGCUUUAGAACUUGUUGAUAAAGAAUUUGCUCAAAUUACUGAACAAGUACAAAAAGCAGAAGCUUGUUUUGAACAAUCACAUAAACAAUUAACAACACUUAUGCGAAAACAUCAAUCAUUAAUUCCCAAUGAAAAAGCUUUAGCAGUAACUAAACAUAAACAAUGUCGAUUAUCAAAAUUACCUGACCUUAUUGCAGAAGUUGAUCGAUACACAGAACAUGCAAUUGACAAAUUAACAAAUGAUAUAUUAAAAGCGCGUGAACGUAUUCAUGUUAUACUCAAUAAACUUUCAUUUACUGAUGUUACUAAUGAUUCAAGAUAUGCUAUUUUAUAUACCAAUGAUUUUACGGAAGAUAUUUAUUUUAUGCAUGAAGAACUUUUACAAGAACUUGAAGCUCAAUAUGAAGUUAAUAAAUCAAUGUAUGAACAAAUUGAAAUAUGGAAUGAAUUUUUCCUUGAAUUUCAAGAAUUUGAAAAAAAUGCUAGUGAUCCGCAACGUUUUCAUCGUCGUGGUUAUAGUGCAUUAGCAGAAGAAAAAAAUCGUAAAAAAUUAGACGCAAAUUUACGUGAAUGUGAAUUACGACUUCAAAAUCUUGCCUAUGAUUUUAUGAAGAAGAAUAAUGGACAACCAUUUAUAAUGAGUGCAAAUGGAAAAGAAAUAGCUGAUUAUAUUCAACAACGAAAAGAUGAUUAUACUAAAGCUAAAGAACGUGAACGAGAAGCCGCUAAGACUCCAGCUUCCAAGAAAAAAGCUCGUACGGAUACAAUCAUACGCGUUCGUCCAGCUCCUCUACAGUCAGUACCUGGUUAUGAUGAAAAUAAUAACAACAGUGAAGAUAAUCAAUGUGCUACAACACUUUGCUCUGAUUCAUGUUCAACAAUACGCACACCUUUAAAAACUGUUCGUCGUGUUGCCAUUCCACAAUUACCAACUGGUAAAACUCCAUUACAUAAUUCCACAAUGAAAUUACGAACACAAAAAUUAUUACAAACAACUAAACGUACAAAUAUGGAUCAAACAUCAUCAACAAUUGUAACAUCAGUUAAACAACGUUGUAUUAUUAAUCAAAUUGUUGAUACAACUCAAAAUAUUUCAUCACAUAAUUUAAUAAUAGCAAAUACAUCUACAGGUUUUAAAGCUUCAACGAUGACAACACCAGGAAAACAUUCAGUAAUGAAACGGGGUAUUCCGACUCCAAUUCGUACUCAUAAACAAAAAUGA
Messenger RNA from Rotaria sp. Silwood2, 1887 nucleotides. The record is from the annotation of a GenBank genome assembly. Lineage: Eukaryota; Metazoa; Rotifera; Eurotatoria; Philodinida; Philodinidae.